This is a messenger RNA of Malaclemys terrapin pileata, 4428 nucleotides long. RefSeq names its product family with sequence similarity 180 member A (gene FAM180A). NCBI's taxonomy places the organism in Eukaryota, Metazoa, Chordata, Testudines, Emydidae. Bases 150 to 674 code for a protein of 174 amino acids. The record is from RefSeq and is a predicted model, not a curated record. The transcript is spliced from 3 exons.
GGGAAGAGCUGCUACAUUGACUUCAAUAGCACUCAAGAGAACAGACAGGUUCUUCCUUUGGGGUGGGGAGGUAGUCGUCUCUUCCUGAAAAGGAAGCAAGGAAACAAAUAGCUAAUAUACAGAUAUAGAGAGAGAUUUUAAAGUAAAGGAUGCACUGGAAGACUUUGCUACUGCUGCUUUUCUAUUAUAAUGCUCACGCCACUGUGAGCCCGAGGUGGAACAGAGCCAUGCUUUUCCCAGAUGCUCAGCGGUUUAAGAGAUGGUCGUCAUCUGCCCCUGUGAGCCCGGUGCUGCAGAACUCGCUGGAUGAUGUGAACAUGCUUUUUGAGUUUCUUUUAGCUGAGAUUGAAAUUGACAGAAAUCUGAGGAUCUCCAUAAAAGAUGAGGAGCUGGCUUCGCUGAGGAAGGCCAAAGAAUUUGACACUGUCUGCAAUGACAUUAUCCCCAAGAGCAUCACAGAGAUUCGUCGGCUGAGUGCCAGGCUGUCUGACUACCCGAGGGUCCUAAAGAAAGAAGAUUUUGAAAGGACAGUGUUGACCAUGGUCUACACAGCCUACAGGGCAGCUCGAUCUCGGAUGCACCAGAAAGACUCUUGGGCCAAAUCCUUCAUCAGUCUCUACAAGGCCCUGAAACAGGACUUGACGUUCUCAUACAGCAAAAAGCCAUUGCAUUGAAGGAGUUUAUACACCAAGAAUGCAACAAGCUCUGCUGAGAAGGGGACACAUAGCACGUCCACCACUUUAUUCUGUAAACAAUUUAAGUCUAUGCGUAGAUAAGGAUUCUUUAUUCUCUAGCUCCCCCUAGUGGGAUCCUGUUAUAGAAACACGUUAAACAGGAAAAACAUCUUGUCUGCUUCAGUCCCUGGCAUCCAUUCUCAUGUGGGCAAAGAAGGUUUUAUUACUGAGGUAGAAGGGAAUAUUUAUAUUAUAUAUACAUAUUUAAAGUUAUUCCCAAAGGAUGAAGGAAGGGCACGUUCAUCUGGCAAGUUUGGGAGGAAGUUUUAGAAACCCGUUUCCUGUUUUGGAAAGUAGUAAAUAUUUUGAAGUUGCAUUAAACAAGUCCAUCCCUGGUGUAAUAUCAACAAAGUUAAUGGCUUUAUGUCUGGGAUGAUUUGGACUUGAUCUGUCUUGGGAGUGAAGGGAAGUAUGCUCUGGUAACUAGUUUGCAAAGCAAACUCAGAAGGAGAAUGUGCUGAGGAAUGCUACUUUCCUGGCUAGAAAAAAAGAUAGUAGUUUUUCUGCCACCUAAUGGGGUGUAAAGAGAGAGCGAGAGAGAUAUAGGCCCACUAUAAAAUGAAGAAGAGUCAUGGCAAUUAGAGCUUGGAGGCUAUGGCAAGAGUAAAAUCAUCAAUAUUCUUAUAAAUCAAACUGGCUGACUCGCUUCCCAAGUAUUGGUAACCUAUUUUGAUCUCUUGUUCACAUACAUUGGGUUGAGCCAGUUUUUAUUCACAAGAAUGUUUGUUUGUGGAAGGACACAUAGCUAUUUGUGUGUGCAUUCUCCCCAGAAGAGCUCUCACAGCUAGUCUAUAAAGGUCCUUCCAUUAUUUGCACAUGGCUCUGAGCCUGCAACUAUCUGUCCAUGUGGAGUCAACUGCAGGAUCAGAGCCUAAAUUAAUUUAACAAUUACACAUUUUUCAGCUCGUCCCUAUAACUCAAAGUCUCUGAACCAGUCUCCUGGUUCAGAACAUCCCUGAACUUUGUGAAGGGUGUUAAAAAAUCAAGACUUUUAUGGAUAAUUCACGGACAGAGGAAAGGUAUUCAUCAGAUAAAUUAUUUGCAAUGAACAGUUCAACCUGUUCAAGAAUUUUAGUUGACUAACAAGAAUUUUAGUUACAAGCUGGGGACGCAUCGGUUGGAAGUAACGGAGGAGGAGAGAGACCUCGGGGUCCUUGUGGACCGCAGGAUGACUAUGAGUCGACAAUGUGACGUGGCAGUGAAAAAAGCCAAUGCGGUCUUGGGAUGCAUUAGGCGAGGUAUAUCUAGUAGGGAUAAGGAGGUGCUGCUUCCGUUGUACAAGGCACUAGUGAGUCCUCAUUUGGAGUACUGUGUGCAGUUCUGGUCUCCCAUGUUUAAAAAAGAUGAACUCAAACUGGAACGGGUACAAAGAAGGGCCACUAGGAUGAUCAGAGGAAUGGAAAACCUGUCGUAUGAAAGGAGACUCGGGGAGCUAGGGUUGUUUAGCCUGACUAAACGAAGGCUGAGGGGGGAUAUGAUUGCUCUCUUUAAAUAUAUCAGAGGGAUAAAUACCAGGUAAGGAGAGGAAUUAUUUCAGCUCAGUACUAAUGUGGACACGAGAACGAAUGGAUAUAAACUGACCGUGGGGAAGUUCAGGCUUGAAAUUAGACGAAGGUUUCUGACCGUCAGGGGGGUGAAAUAUUGGAACAGCCUUCCGAGGGAAACAGUGGGGGCGAAGGACCUGUCUGGUUUUAAGAUUAAGCUAGUUAAGUUUAUGGAGGGAAUGGUCUAAUGGGAUAACAUGAUUUUAGUCACAGGAACAGCGUGCCAUCGCUGGUAAAUAGUAUAAUGGCUAAUAAGGGUAAGGCUGGAGAAUCUUGCCUACGUGCUCGGGGUUUUACUGAUCGCCAUAUUUGGGGUCGGGAAGGAAUUUUCCUCCAGGGUAGAUUGGCAGAGGCCCUGGAGGUUUUUCGCCCUCCUCCACAGCAUGGGGCAGGGAUCGCUAGCUGGAGGAUUCUCUGCUAAUUGAAGUCUCUAAACCACAGGAUUUGGGGACUUCAACAGCAGAGUCAAGGGAAAGGGUAGGAACGGCUUUGUGGCCUGCAUCAUGCAGGAGGUCAGACCAGAUGAUCAUAAUGGUCCCUUCUGACCUUAAAGUCUAUGAGUCUAUGAGUCUGUUCUAGUGACAAUGUCCUAAGAUUUAAAACAGGUUAUACUAAUGCUGUUUAUCUAUCUAUGUCCGAUAUUUUUAGCAUGUCUCACUAUAGUAUCUGAGCACUUCUGAAAAGCUGUUUCCCCUUUAAUAUUUGAACCUGUGCUCUCUCUCACUGACUCACACACUACACUCAGUCUUUCUCUCUCUAAUCAUCCACUUUACUUCAUUGUCUAAAGUGUAUAAAUAGAGACAGGCCCAAACCAAAACCGGCAAGGGAAAUAGUUUGAAUUUUAAGGGCCAGACUCUGAGCCCCACGCUGCUCCUUUUGCAUCACUCAGGCCGUACAAAAAGAGCAGAAAUCGCCUGCAAGUCCCUUAUUGUGGGGAUAUUCCACUAGGUGGGUGAUUUCCCAGUAAAUGUGGAGCCAGCAAAGCCACCUCCUACACUUCCCUCUCUGCAGCUUGCACUGUAGACAGGGUGUUAGGGACAGUCAAGGGCAAGCACGGGGAGUUAUCAGAGCCCAGUCCUCAGCUGGUGUUUGACCAUUGCCUGCUGGUGCUCUUUAGAGUUUUCCAAAGUUAUAAACAACUGAAAAUAGGGUUUUAUAAUCUAUAGUCUGAGGCAUCUUUAACAACAGGUGUAGCUAAUUGUGUCCGUGUGUGAAAGAGUAUUCAUACACAAAAACACCACGUUGUGCAUCCUUUAAAACUGGCCCACACUUAACACAACUAACAGAAACGUUCCAAAUGAAAAGCAAUACAUACCUUCCAUUCCUGCGCCCGGAGCAACACAACUCAUUGCUAGCCAAACUGCCAUAUGAUAUAAUCUUUAUUAAUUAACGCUUCCCCGAAAAGGACGGCAGUCUUCCAGAAUGCCCUUUCCCAAACUCCCACCACCACAAGCAGGCCAGCAGAUGUCCCACAUGUACUGUCUCUUCUGCACUGUUCUGGGAAACCACCCUCAGAUAUUUCACAAUCUUGCGGAUUACUCUGUUGUUCCAGAGCAGCAUGGAAUGGGAAUAGAGGGGAGCGCCCAUAUAUGCCUUAUUUCUUAAAAGCAAACACGAACCAUCUGUUUUUUUCCUUUUUAAAAUUACCCUGUCAUAUAAUUAAUUUGCUCACGGAGGGUAAUUACCAUGAGUGUUCACCCUGCUUUUACUCUGUACUCCUAUUCCAUUCCCUAGAGUGACAUCUGCUGGGAAAGACUGGAACUAGAGCAUUCAGGAGCUCCCUCCACAGGCCAGUGGUCCUAUUUUCUUCCCUACUGUGACAACAACCAGGCCUGAGACAGUAAGUUUGAAGUAGAAUUGACUACACAGAGAGGUCUCUCUCUCAGUAGGUGGUGCUAUACUACAUACAAGGUUUAUCUGCCAGUGAGCAUCAUAAGCUCCUCAGAAAAUGAUCAGUACAAACAUUGCUCAGAACAUCCUACCAUUCCCCGUGGAUUACUGUACUUUACAAAUUAUCUUUAUUUCUUCACUGUUAAAUUAAGUCUUCUCAAUUUUGUUAUCCCCUCCCUUCUGGCCCAAUUUCUGUGAAUAAUGUAACAAAUGAGAAAUACUAUUGUCACUCACAUUGCCCAAGUUUAUUUAAUACAGAA